Molecule: messenger RNA, 1557 nt
Organism: Tripterygium wilfordii
Lineage: Eukaryota; Viridiplantae; Streptophyta; Magnoliopsida; Celastrales; Celastraceae
Product: protein trichome birefringence-like 4
Exons: 7
Coding region: 16-1557 (513 amino acids)
Cellular component (GO): Golgi apparatus
Molecular function (GO): O-acetyltransferase activity
Source: RefSeq, a predicted model, not a curated record
UCGUCAAAGCCUCUGAUGGCAUCAUCUUUCAAGAAAAUCUUCUCCACUUUCAUGCAAAACCCAAGAAACCUUACACAUCCUUCCCUCUCGACUUCAAGAAUCCAUGUUUUCGCCAUUUCUCUUCUCCUUCUCUCCCUCAUCUUCCUCUCUUCGUCACUCGCCAACCACUCUUUCGCCCUCACUGCCGCUUCUCUAGCCUCUCGCCUUCUCACUGCAGCAAACUAUGUCUCCCCCUUCACUUCAGUCCCUUGUUCUUCAUCGAACACCUGCCUCGUCUCGGAUUCUCGCGAUAACUGCAUGUUCUCUUCUGUCACUGCAAUGCAGAAGACCCGUAGCAGUGAUUCGAUACAAUCAGAAUCUGAUGUUAUACAAGAGUUGAGUUCUUGUGAUAUCUUUGAUGGUAAGUGGGUGGAUGAUUCUGACCCGAUUUACCCACCCGGGUAUUGUCCGUACAUCGACGAUUCCUUCAAUUGCUUCAAGAAUGGAAGGUUGGACACUGAUUAUCUUAAAUACAAAUGGAAGCCGCAUGGGUGUCACAUUCCAAGGUUUGAUGGGAGAAAAAUGUUGGAGAUUCUGAGGGGAAAGAGGCUGGUUUUUGUUGGAGACUCAUUGAACAGGAACAUGUGGGGGUCUUUGUUGUGUGCAUUGAGAGAAUCGUUGAAGGAUAAGAGCAGAGUCAUUGAAGUUUCGGGUAGGCGUCAAUUCAGGAGUCAAGGGUUCUUCUCUUACAAAUUCAGAGAUUAUGGAUGCUCCAUCGACUUUAUCAAAUCCCCAUUCCUUGUUCAAGAAUGGAAAGGCUCGGACAAAAGAGGCAAACGAAGAGAAACACUGAGGCUCGACAUGAUCGAGGGCUCUUCCUCAAAGUACUCUGAUGCUGAUAUUAUCAUCUUCAACACUGGUCACUGGUGGACUCACCAGAAAACCUAUAAAGGGAAAAGAUACUUUCAAGAAGGCAGCCAUGUCUAUAACAACUUAGAGGUCACUGAAGCAUACACUAAAGCUUUAAGAACUUGGGCACAAUGGGUUGAUGCUAAUAUUAACAGCACUCGCACUAGGGUCUUCUUUCGCGGAUAUUCAGCGUCCCAUUUUAGGAAAGGGCAGUGGUAUUCUGGUGGGAGAUGUGAUGCUGAGAGGCAACCAAUAAUGAAUGAUACACAGCUUACUGCAUAUCCAUGGAUGAUGAGGGCCCUUGAAUCUGUUAUAGCAGAGAUGAAGACACCAGUCUUUUAUCUCAACAUUACGAAGAUGACCGCGUACAGACAAGAUGGGCAUCCUUCGAUUUACCGGUCACGGGAGAUCCCUAGAAACUCUGGGAUGAUCCAAGACUGCAGCCAUUGGUGCCUUCCUGGUGUUCCCGACUCAUGGAAUGAGCUUCUCUAUGCCACUCUGCUUAUAUCACAGAACAAAUGCAAUGUUCUUUCUGGAAGUCUAUCUCAUUCGAUGGCAACAAGGCCUCAAAAAAAAUGGCUUGAGGCUCAGGCAUUAAGCGAGAAGCAAACGGGAGCACUACUGGAGUUUCGAUCGGAGUUAUACAGUGAACGGAAAAUUCUGGCCUGA